Molecule: messenger RNA, 1326 nt
Organism: Cervus elaphus (red deer)
Lineage: Eukaryota; Metazoa; Chordata; Mammalia; Artiodactyla; Cervidae
Gene: TAF12
Product: TATA-box binding protein associated factor 12
Exons: 6
Coding region: 379-864 (161 amino acids)
Biological process (GO): RNA polymerase II preinitiation complex assembly; DNA-templated transcription initiation
Cellular component (GO): transcription factor TFIID complex; SAGA complex; SLIK (SAGA-like) complex
Molecular function (GO): TBP-class protein binding; DNA binding; protein heterodimerization activity
Source: RefSeq, a predicted model, not a curated record
UCGACUUUCCGGUAGAUUUAGGUACCUAUCGGGGGAAGACUCAAAUCUCACCCUAUUAAAAUUGAAAACGCACAACUUGUGCUACUCCUAGGCGUCCACCCCGAAGCGGCCACACGAGCACUGGAGGCGUCGGAUCACUGUAAGAUCAAAACACUGGGAGCAAUUUAACCUUCACCUGCACAGCAACGGAAGAGCAGAAUGUGGUGGGUUCAUAAAGUGGAAUGCCAUCUGCUGCAGUUCCAAGGAGUGAAUUGGACAUCAAAAUACAGAGAUUGAUAAAAGCAGUAGAAUAAGUUGAUUGGCCUUGGUCCUCAUAGCUCCAAAAAGAAACAAGAUCUCGAUAAGCUCUAUGAGCUGAAGUCCAAAGCAAGACAGAUUAUGAACCAGUUUGGUCCCUCAGCCCUAAUCAACCUGUCCAAUUUCUCAUCAAUAAAACCGGAACCAGCUAGCACCCCUCCACAAGGCUCCAUGGCCAAUAGCACUGCAGUGGUAAAGAUCCCAGGCACUCCUGGGACAGGAGGGCGUCUCAGCCCUGAAAACAAUCAGGUAUUGACCAAGAAGAAAUUACAGGACUUAGUAAGAGAAGUGGAUCCUAAUGAGCAAUUGGAUGAAGAUGUGGAGGAGAUGCUGCUGCAGAUUGCUGAUGAUUUUAUUGAGAGUGUGGUGACGGCUGCCUGCCAGCUUGCUCGGCAUCGCAAGUCCAGCACCCUGGAGGUGAAAGAUGUCCAGCUACAUCUAGAACGCCAGUGGAACAUGUGGAUCCCAGGGUUUGGCUCUGAAGAAAUCCGACCCUACAAAAAAGCUUGCACCACAGAAGCUCACAAACAGAGAAUGGCGUUGAUCCGGAAAACAACCAAGAAAUAACGCAGGGAAAGGUCAGGGGAUGGACAGCAAUGUAUUCGGAGAUACUUGAGCUGAGACCUCAGCCAUCUCAUCCUUGGAUUUUUUUUUUUUUUUUAAUGCUUUACAGAGAAGCAUAUAUUUUUUAUUAACAGUGCAGCAAUAUCUAUAAUGACUGAGAGGAUCUGCCAAAAGAAUAAAGCCUCCUACCCCAACUUCCAGUCCCUGUUCCCUGCCAUCUCAAAGAAGAGCAGUGUAUCUUCCAGAGAAGAUUUUAUUUGUGGUUUAUUAUAUAAGUGAUUGAACAGGGGACAAAGCAUUAUGGUCUUGUUUGGUGAGAGAGUAUUAAUAUUAGCAGGAUUUGUAGAGGUUUCUGUUCCCUUCUCCCUGCCCCUUCUCCCUGUACUUUGUAAUGUCAGUGUUUAUAUGAAUAUGACUUUCAUUUGCUUUUCCAGAAUAAAGAAGUUAUUAAUCGAAAGAAACAGG